Messenger RNA from Klebsormidium nitens, 879 nucleotides. The record is from the annotation of a GenBank genome assembly. Lineage: Eukaryota; Viridiplantae; Streptophyta; Klebsormidiophyceae; Klebsormidiales; Klebsormidiaceae.
AUGCUCAUGCAGGACACGAGGUGUCGUCAACCCAAGAAGCGCGUUGGCGUGCAGCGUGGGCCCUUCUGCCGCGAACGGAGACGAGCGGCCGUGGUCUGCAGGGGCGGCCUCCAAGCACCCGGCAAGGCCUGCGAGCUUCCGCCGCCCCUAGUUAGCUCCAUUGAGCACCGCAAGCACAUGGUUUCAGCUAAGAUCGACUGGCUCAUCUAUUUUUAUGUCUACUUGAGCCUAGAAUGGGGACUUACCUUUGCCGCCUUCUUGUCGUUAGUGGUGUUGUUCCCCGUGGUGUUCCUGAUUGUCUCGUUAGGCCACAUUCUGGCAGGCAAAGGAAGCAAGCCUGUUACCAAGGAGGCCUUUAGGCCGUACGCUUGGCUCUUCAUUGCUGCUCUAUUUGCAUUGGGAGUGGCAAUUGCGUCCCUGACAGGAAGCGCGGCGCACUGCCUUUGGCCCAAAACAUGGAUUGAGUACAAAGGCCCGGUCAACCUCCCUGACCCAAACCAAGGGUUAAACCAGUACCUCGCGUCCAAGCUAGGCGAAGACAGUGUAGAUUUGCAGCUGUGCACGACAGAUAAUCUAGCGUUUUACAUUGGUUUUCAGGCCAGCUGUGCACGUGUUGGGGAGCCUUAUGGAGAGCUCAAGCCAGAUCUACAGAAGGCUGAGCACGAUGCUCACCCAUGCUCAGAGGACAACAAGAAACUGCUCUUUCUCUGUCUGGUUCUCGGGGCUAUCGGGACCGGUUCUAUGUUACUCUUUGCCGCAGAGAAGGGGUUUUGUAUAGUGAUGAAGAAUUCGAAGAUACGAAGCUUCAACUUCAAUCUCAAUAAGCCCCGGGUCACACCGGUGUCUUCUUCCAGGGAGGACGAAGCUGACGAGAUUUAA